Messenger RNA from Clarias gariepinus (North African catfish), 1515 nucleotides. RefSeq names its product phospholipid phosphatase 5 (gene plpp5). Gene Ontology annotation, molecular function: phosphatidate phosphatase activity. The transcript has 8 exons. Bases 406 to 1206 code for a protein of 266 amino acids. Gene Ontology annotation, biological process: phospholipid metabolic process. Lineage: Eukaryota; Metazoa; Chordata; Actinopteri; Siluriformes; Clariidae. The record is from RefSeq and is a predicted model, not a curated record.
GAUCAGACGAGUGCUAAUGCUAAUGAUGCUAAACGACCUGUGCGUGGAAAUACGCGUUUGCGCGUGAUUACCGCUGAUCAUAUCUGUUAAAUGUCACGCUGACGUGUCGCGCGCGCGAGCCAGCCGUCUUGGUUCUAUGACUUCUGACGUUCCGAGCGCGUGAAAACGUAACGCUCGCGAGUUCCCAGCGCGUGUAAACGUAGCGCUCGCGAGUAGUUCCCAGCGCGUGAAAUGUAACGUUAGUGAGAGGUCUGAGGCUCAGAGAUAUACAGUAGGAACACAGCGCGUCUAAUGACGUCCUGAUUACGUGACACGGAGAGCUGAAGUGAAGUGAAGCAGGGGACGAGGACACACCAGCGCUGACGGGGACACUCCAGUGUUGACAGGGACACACCAAAUCCAAAGAUGAGGAAGAGUUUAGACCAGGAGUUUCUUGCUGAAGUUGUUAUUCGCCUGCUUCUGCUGGCUGUCUUUCUGGCGACUGAGCAGCUGGCACCGUUUACCCGACAGAUCCAGCCUGAGGAAAUCUGGCUUUACAGGUUCCACCAUGUGAAGAGUGACCAUGUUCCUACCUCACUCAUGUUCAGCAUCGCUCUCUUUACACCCCUGGUCACCGUUCUGUUAUUUGCGUUCAUGAAAAGAACUGAAAAAGGCGAGGUUAAAGAGGCUUCGUUAGCUGUGACGUUGACUCUUCUUCUGAAUGGAGUUUUCACCAACGCAGUAAAGCUCACUGUGGGAAGGCCGCGUCCCGAUUUUAUGUACCGCUGCUUUCCGGAUGGUAAGAUGAACGAGGAGUUACAGUGCAGCGGCGACCCAGAAGUGGUCACAGAGGGGAGGAAGAGUUUCCCCAGCGGACACUCAUCAUUUGCGUUUGCCGGACUGGGCUUUACGGCUCUCUUCGUGGCUGGGAAGCUGCACUGUUUCAGUCCGGCCGGUCGGGGAAAAGCAUGGCGCCUGUGUGCCUUCCUCACACCUCUACUCUGUGCCAUCCUGAUCGCCAUCUCUAGAACCUGCGACUACAAACAUCACUGGCAAGAUGUGUUAGUGGGAUCACUGCUGGGGUUGACCUUCUCGUACCUGUGUUACCGGCAACAUUACCCGUCACUCACCGAGUCUGAUUCCCAUAAACCCCUGAGGUUCAGAGACUUAAAACCCGCAGUACAGGAUAGCAAGCAAGCCAAUACAGGAUUCCUCUUGCCUCUCUAGGGAUUCUGAAUCUUGAACUGUGAUGGACAUGUCCUCAUUCACAGCCCUUAAGCUGAUGCUGCCGGUAUGUGUAUAUGUGAGUGCGAGUGCAAGACCUUGAAGUCCCCGUUUAGGUCUGGCCUUUAUAAGAACACAUACAAACUUUAAAAAUAAAGAAAAAAGUACUUUGUGUAUUACAGAUAUUUGGAUUUGUAUUGGACCACGAACAGUCUGGGGUUUCUGAAAUGGGUUUUGACUAUCUGUUUAAAUAUCAUAUUUGUCCCUUACUCGUUGUGUUUUUAACUGUCAAUAAAACAUUUGUAAACUUUG